Messenger RNA from Chironomus riparius, 336 nucleotides. The record is from the annotation of a GenBank genome assembly. Lineage: Eukaryota; Metazoa; Arthropoda; Insecta; Diptera; Chironomidae.
AUGCAUAAGCUUCGAGAAAAGUAUAUUAUUCCGCCAGAGAUUAGACAGCAUUUAGAUUCAAUUAAUCAGUUGAAGCAAGUUAUUGAAAAGACAGAGAUGAAGUCAUGGGAGAAAUUGGCUCAAGCAGCAAAUCCACGACCAAUUGAAGGUGACAUUUCCAUGAGGUCAAAAAAAACCGAUCAAAUGUCAGGCCUUUCUUAUAGAUCUCAAAACAUUCAUAACAAUGAAGCCGAACAGAUUGAUGAAGAGACUGAUUCAGAAUAUGAAGAAGAAGAAGAUAUUAUUGAAAAUGACAUAAAUUUUCAAUUAGCGACAUUGCCAAAUCACAAGACAUAA